UCACUUGCUCCUCGAUUUGCUGGACUUGUCGGCUCCUCGAUGCGUGGAUUACCUGCCACCUCGCCUCCCCCGUUACCUCUGCCAGUUCAGAGUCCUCAUCUAGAGGCCCAACUAUAUCACCAUCACCACCAGCACAGCCAACAAUCACAACAACAAGAGGUCAAACAGCAGCAUCUGCAGCCGCAUCAACUUCUACUCCAACAUCAGCCUCAGUCAGUCCACCAACAAGCCUUUGCACCUUCCAUCGCCGUCUCAUCUGGUCCUGUGGGACAGGAGACUUUUGCCUGUGAUCAAUGUAAAAAGAUUUUUUCCAAGCACAGCUCUCUGGCCAGACACAAAUACGAGCACACGGGUGAGUCAAAUGUGUGA
Molecule: messenger RNA, 369 nt
Organism: Protopolystoma xenopodis
Lineage: Eukaryota; Metazoa; Platyhelminthes; Monogenea; Polystomatidea; Polystomatidae
Source: the annotation of a GenBank genome assembly